Fusarium vanettenii 77-13-4 is the source of this 634-nucleotide messenger RNA. RefSeq lists its product as uncharacterized. NCBI's taxonomy places the organism in Eukaryota, Fungi, Ascomycota, Sordariomycetes, Hypocreales, Nectriaceae. The coding region runs from base 86 to 634 and encodes 182 amino acids. The record is from RefSeq and is a predicted model, not a curated record. The transcript has 2 exons.
GAACUCACUGAUCUACAGUAUCUCCUCGAGUGUUAUCUGUUCUAUCUUAUCACGCCUCAAUCGUUCCCGCAUUGCCAUAUCCAGAAUGGCGCACGUCACUCCCGAGGUUGCUUUAGCCAUCACACGCCAAAAGGCGCGCUACGGGAGAUACGCCGACACGAAACAGUGGGACAAGUUUGCUCAAGACAUCGCUCUCCCCGAUGCACGUUUCAGCUUCUACGACACUGAGGGAAAGCUUCUCGUCGCGGGCCCGCAGUCAUUGGCAUUCGACUCUGCCAAGGGAUGUGCCGCCUUCUUCAACAAAUUCUUUGCGCAAUUCCAAACGCAGCAUAAUUUCAACCCCGGGGACUUUGAGCAGGUUGGGCCUGACGAGGUUAAAGCCGUUUUCGGCAUGGAGGAUCAAAUCAUGUCCAAGUAUUUGGGUGCAUGGGUUGAGAUCAGAGGAGGCGGCUUCUACCACGAGACCUGGAAGCUUGUCGAUGGGGAGUGGUACCUUCAGGAUCUGAGGCUGGAGCGUACCUAUCAGAAGGAGACUGUUCUCGUCAAGAUUGGAUUGGCUGUUGCAGCCUCUCUGCAAGCAUCGAGGGUUCGUCUCCGACCUCUCACCCUCUCUGUCCCUACUCUGCAUACCUAG